This is a messenger RNA of Chenopodium quinoa (quinoa), 1542 nucleotides long. RefSeq names its product F-box/LRR-repeat protein At3g58940-like. The record is from RefSeq and is a predicted model, not a curated record. Gene Ontology annotation, molecular function: protein binding. Lineage: Eukaryota; Viridiplantae; Streptophyta; Magnoliopsida; Caryophyllales; Amaranthaceae. The transcript has 4 exons. Bases 1 to 1542 code for a protein of 513 amino acids.
AUGGUGAGAACAAUGAAUAAUUCCAGAAAGAGUAGAUGUAUAAAGGCAGAUCGGAUUUCGCAGUUGCCGGAACACAUUCUCCGCCACAUUUUAUCAUUUGUUCCCAUUAAAGACGCAGCUCGAACAAAAACUUUGUCUACAGAGUGGAAAAGAUUACUACUAUCUGCUGAUGCAAUCGGGCAAGAGCCCGAUGUGUGCGAAAUAAGGGACAAAUUCGUGGAUUUUGUGGUAGAUAACUUAGGAAAAAUAAGCCAACAAAAGUCAUCAGUACUAAGACUAUCGUUAGAUGUGGCUGUAUUUAACGACGAGUUUUCUAGUGUAGAUGAGUUGAUGGAUCUGUUUGGAAAAACUAAGGUUGAAGAAUUGUGUGUUACCAUGCAAACAAUUGACUCUCAGGUGUUUACAGAGUGGGAAAAGACGUUGGAAGAUGUAUGUUACGAAUUUCCCUACCCGACUGUACUAGCUUCAAACUGGCUCGAAUCUCUUACUAUUCGAUGGUGCAAGUUCCCUGCGACAGCUGCAGGCACGUUUUCAUCCCUGCGACAACUGUGGCUAAGACAAGUUAUGCUUAGUGAAGAAUCAUUAAGCACUUUGGGAAGUUGUUGUCCAGGGAUCGAGCCAAUAGAUGAUUAUUGCACGUUUUGGUUUGAAACCCUUAAGCUUUCGGAGUUUCCUAAGCUAAAGAAGGCUUCCAUCCUAGCAUCAGGUGAAUUUGGUUUGCUCAACAAUGUUGACACUACAGAAACUAACCUAGAGAAUUUAUAUUAUGAAAGUAUUGAAUACAAUUGGGUGACGAGUCCAGCUGCUUGUCGUAAUUUCAGGGAACUCACCCUGUAUUACUGCCAUGUAAUCGCGCCUAAUCUGUUUGAAGACUUCACAACAGCUUUUCCACUUAUUGAGAAUGUACGUAUCACUGGUGAUUCGAGUUUUGAAGGUGUAGAUUGGUUCAAAGCUACUACUAAUAAUCAUCUAAGGAGUUUAGAUAUACAUUAUGUUUUUUUAAUUCUUCAGAAGCUUUAUGUAGAUUGUCCAAACCUGAAGUAUUUCAGGUUUAAUGGUGCUGUUUCAGAGGAGGUUCAAUUUGUUCUAGAUGAAUUUCAAGCAACUCCGAUUUCCCAGCUUAAACAUGUCCACCUAGAACUGGAAAUUAAAAAUAGUAACAAGAAAGAUUUUGGCCAUCUAGUAGAAGCUUUUGUGGAUGGUCUCUUUUGGGCUACCUGUUCAAAUACCUUGACUAUACAAGUCUUACAUGGUUAUUAUUGUUAUGAUGUUGUUAAGUAUUUGUGUAGGAGAUUAGCAGACAAGAAACCUCAAAAUGAAUCUUGUUGUGAGCAGCAAUUAUGCCAUAAAUAUUGGUGGCAUAACAUGGAAGAUUUUGAAGUUACUCUGGGAAAUAAAGACAUGAAGGAGAAGUUGACGUGUUUGGCAGAGAUGGUAAAAAUGGCACAGACAAACCACCAAAAGCGUAACCCUGAGUUCAGAUUUCAAUGGUACACCAUUGAAGAAAUAGCAAGGUUUUUGGUGGAUAUGAAUGAAUCUUGA